Molecule: messenger RNA, 1509 nt
Organism: Vanrija pseudolonga
Lineage: Eukaryota; Fungi; Basidiomycota; Tremellomycetes; Trichosporonales; Trichosporonaceae
Gene: Gmds
Product: GDP-mannose 4,6 dehydratase
Exons: 6
Coding region: 1-1509 (502 amino acids)
Biological process (GO): GDP-mannose metabolic process
Cellular component (GO): cytoplasm
Molecular function (GO): GDP-mannose 4,6-dehydratase activity
Source: RefSeq, a predicted model, not a curated record
AUGGCGACAUCCUCGGGAUCCGGGACAGGCCAAGCGAGGCGGACACCACAACAGGCCGACACGAACGCGAGCACGACGUCAAACGCGGAUGCCAGCGCGCCGGCUACUGGCGCGAGCGGGGCCCAGUCGUCAUCGGCGACUGCAGAGCCAUCUGCUACGCCAGCACCACCGCGCAGACGACAUCGCCCGGCCCCGCUCUCCCCACUCCAAGACUACCAGUCGGACGACGCGCUCAACGCGCCGGCGCUGGCGCCCACGAGCCCCGGGACGACGCCCGUCAGAUCGCCCAGACAGCCGGUCUCGCCGUCGCCGUGGACACAGCGGACAGGCUUCGCGACGCAGGCGUUCCCCCCGCCGCGAGCAUCAGCAACAGCAACAGCAACGGCCCGCACGCCCACAGUCCCCGCCAGCGUGUUCGCCGUGCCCGGCAUCCAGCACUUUACGCGCGAGUCGUGGGCCGAGCGCAAGGUCGCGCUGAUUACCGGCAUUACGGGCCAGGAUGGGUCGUAUCUGACCGAGCUGCUCCUCGAUAAAGGAUACCAGGUCCACGGGAUCAUCCGCCGCUCGAGCAGCUUCAACACGUCGCGCCUGCACCACCUGUUCUCGGAGGAGCGCGUCGAGCGGCUGGCACUGCACUAUGGCGACCUGACGGAUUCGACAAACCUCGUGCACAUUAUUUCGCAGGUGCAACCCUCGGAAGUGUACAACCUCGGCGCGCAGUCGCACGUCAAGGUGUCGUUCGAGAUGGCAGAGUACACGGCCGAUGUGGACGGCACGGGCGCGCUGCGGCUCCUCGACGCGAUCCGGACGUGCGGGCUCGACCACCUCGUCAAGUUCUACCAGGCGUCCACGUCCGAGCUGUACGGCCAGGCGGCCGCGUGCCCGCAGGACGAGAGCACGCCGUUCCACCCGCGCAGCCCGUAUGGCGUGGCCAAGCUGUAUGCGUAUUGGAUUACGGUCAACUAUCGCGAAUCCUACGGCAUCUUUGCCUCCAACGGCAUCCUGUUCAACCACGAGUCGCCGCGCCGCGGGCGUACCUUCGUGACGCGCAAGAUCAGCCGCGCGGUCGCCGAGAUCAGCCUGGGGAGGCAGGAGUGCAUGGUCAUGGGGAAUCUGGAUGCGUUGAGGGAUUGGGGGCAUGCGCGGGAUUAUGUCGAGGGCAUGUGGCGCGUGCUGCAGCACACUACGCCAGACGACUUCGUCCUCGCCUCUGGCGAAUCCCACACAGUGCGCGAGUUCAUCGAGUCGGCCUUCGGCGUCAUCGGCCGGCAGCUUACCUGGUCCGGGGAGGGCGUGCACGAGGUCGGCACCGACGACGCCGGCCGCGUGGUGGUGCGCGUCGACGCGCGAUACUUCCGCCCGGCGGAGGUGGACCGGCUGCAGGGCGAUGCUGGGAAGGCGCGCCGACUGCUGGGUUGGUCGCCGAGUGUCGGGUUUGCAGAGCUCGUGCGCGAGAUGGUGCAGGCUGAUGUUGCGAGUGCGCGCGACUUGAUUGAGGAUUUGAACUAG